Hyaloscypha bicolor E is the source of this 1767-nucleotide messenger RNA. RefSeq names its product HET-domain-containing protein. The transcript is spliced from 2 exons. The record is from RefSeq and is a predicted model, not a curated record. NCBI's taxonomy places the organism in Eukaryota, Fungi, Ascomycota, Leotiomycetes, Helotiales, Hyaloscyphaceae. Bases 1 to 1767 code for a protein of 588 amino acids.
AUGGCGUACAUAUCACUGGACCUAGCCCAGAAGCAGAUCCGUCUGCUCCAUCUCGCGCCAUCACUCGACCACGAGUCUCGUCUCGAAUGCAGCUUCAGCCUCGCGUCCUUCGACGGCGACGUCAAUUACGAAGCCUUAUCUUACGUUUGGGGAGACAUGACGCCCGUCAAGCCGAUUAAUCUCGGGGGGAAGGAAGUUCUUAUCACCAAGAAUCUUCAUUCUGCGCUCAGCCAUUUGCGGUACAACGACCGAGAGCGGAUCUUGUGGGCUGAUGCCCUGUGUAUCAACCAGUCUGAUAUGGUUGAACGUACGCACCAGGUAUCGCUUAUGAGUUCAAUCUAUUCGAGAGCGAAUUUGGUCGUUGCCUAUUUGGUUGAUGCUUGGGAGGGUUGUGAAGUCGCAAUGGAUGCUUUUAGGCAACUGGGGAGUGAUGAUUCUCUUCAUCUUGUCAAGCCAUUGACCCCGAGUCUCUCGGUACAUGGCAUGGGUUUAGAUUCUACUCAGCUGCGAGAUCACCUCAUUCAAUUCUUCAGAACGCCCUGGUGGAAUAGGCUAUGGACCGUCCAAGAGUACGCUUUAGCGAAGCAGGUAGUAUUCCAAAGUGGGAGUCACGUCGUCUGUGGGCAAUUGAUGUUGGAUGCUGAAAAAUCCAUCUUUCAUCAUGCGAUCUCUUACGGUUGUUGCCAUCAGCUACUUGUGGACGAGAGCGGUAAUGUGUCCCUUUUACUGGAAUGCUUAGAAAUACUCACAAGCAUGGAUUCCAUCGUCAAGCACCGAACUGCGCGAAACAUCAUCCAUUGGAUAUCUUUCUUCGCUUCCCGAGAGGCGACAGAUCCUCGUGAUAAAGUAUAUGGCCUGUUGGGGUUGGCUAUGGGUAACGAUGUUGGACUAGUUGAGGCAGACUAUAGCUGUUCUCUCUGGGGAGUGGUCUACGCUGUUACGGUUAGAUUCAUUGAAAGGAAUCAGAACUUGGAUAUUCUUAGUUACUUGGUUGGCAAACGGUCAACUCAAUUGCCCUCCUUCGUUCCAGAUUGGAUGAACCAAUCUAACUUUAAGAUGUACAGUAUGCGGGUGGAUUCGCUUCCCUUAUUUUCAGCCUCUGGAAAUUCUGUAGCAAAGUUCAAGGAAAUCGCUAGUGGAAAGCUGGCUGGGACAGGUAUAAUAGUCGACACUAUUUUGGACCAUUGCUUCUCCGAAGGCACAUGGGAAGAAUUUUUGGAGAAUUGUCGACUUUUGUUUGAAGUCUGUCAGUCUCCUGGAAGUUUAUACUGGCAUACAGGAGAGCAGCGAGAGGUUGCCUGGUGGCUCACCGUAUGCGGAGAGAUGGAAAUAUCUUUUGGAAAUACCGGCCCUAGGUAUCGACGUGUAAGAGACUUGCAGGGCAUUUCAGCUUUCCAGAAGUGGGUGUCUUGGCUGAAAACACCAUCACCUCUCAACAAAAACCUUUACACUUCUGACGUUGCUGCGGUCAGCACGGUUAUUAGUAGCACCACCUAUGGCAGAUGCUUCAUUUCAACGGAAAAGGGGUACGUUGGAUGGGCUCCGAAACAAUGCAAAAAGGGAGACGUCGUAGCUGUUCUCGCUGGGGGAAAAGUACCAUACGUCUUAAGACCCGAAGCUUCCUUAAAUCCUUCGGAAGAGAGUGGAGAUUCAAGGAAAUACUAUAGCGUCCUCGGAGAUGCGUAUAUACGUGGUAUCAUGGAUGGGGAAGUUGUGACAGAGCUGGAAGACAGGGGUGGAAAUUGGGAAGAAAUUGUGCUUGUGUGA